Capronia coronata CBS 617.96 is the source of this 549-nucleotide messenger RNA. RefSeq lists its product as uncharacterized. The record is from RefSeq and is a predicted model, not a curated record. Lineage: Eukaryota; Fungi; Ascomycota; Eurotiomycetes; Chaetothyriales; Herpotrichiellaceae. The transcript is spliced from 2 exons. Bases 1 to 549 code for a protein of 182 amino acids.
AUGGCGUCAAAAAGCAAAUACCUGUUUGAUAUGAUCGUUCCGGUCUUUGAUUUGAUGUUUGAGCAUCAUCGGUCCGACGUUGCCGAAUUCAUUACCGCAGCGCAACUACAGCCUGACCAUGUCAUUCUCGAUCUUGGUACAGCCACAGGCGUCAACGGCUCUCCUAUCCUCCAGUUUGACGUCGUCUUCCUGGUGUGGACUCUGUGCCUGGUCGAUCCGGAGCAACGUAUCGCACUACUACAUGAUCUACCGGAACUCGUCAAGCCCGGCGGCAAACUGGUGUUUGACUGGCAGUCCCCAGAGCGGGAGAUAUAUGCAAUACAAGUCAACUAUGGACCAUGGUAUCUGGCCCUCUACCCCAGAUCCGAAUACUCUCUUCAAGAGAACCGGCACAGCGUUGUGCAACGCGUACGCGAGGCUGGGUGGAAUGAGAGUCCUAACACCACGGCCCAUCCCAUGUGGCAAAGCGCCGGGUACGAAGACAUCACGCAACAGGUCCUUGCGAAAGCAGAGCGCUUGGCAGCAGAAGGAUCGACACUGGCCAGGUGA